Messenger RNA from Xenopus laevis (African clawed frog), 4765 nucleotides. It is a transcript of the gene ciart.L, whose product is annotated as circadian-associated transcriptional repressor. The coding region runs from base 1433 to 2743 and encodes 436 amino acids. NCBI's taxonomy places the organism in Eukaryota, Metazoa, Chordata, Amphibia, Anura, Pipidae. The record is from RefSeq and is a predicted model, not a curated record. The transcript is spliced from 6 exons.
AGAGACAGGCACCAAGACUUAACUGAGACAGGCAGCUUUGGUGAGACACACUGAGGCCCAAAGGGAUAUACACCAAGACAGACAACUCUGGAGAGACAGUGAGACCCACAGAGAGAUACAAUGACAUAGACAGCUCUGGAGAGACAUACUGAGACCCACAGAGAGAUACAUUGAGAUAUACACCUCUGGAGAGACAUACAGAGACCCCCAGAGAUAGACACUGGAAUUUACAGCUCCAAAGAAACAUACAGAGAUAUACACUGAGACAUGCAGCUCUGGAGAGUGAGAUUGAGACAUACAAUAAGAAUACAAUGAGAUAGACAGCCUUGGAUUUCUGCUGAGACUCACAGAGAUAUAGUAGACACCAAGCAUUGGGGAUAUAUUUACUGAGACCCACAGAUAUAUACACCAAGACACACAGAACUGAAGAGACAUAGGCUGAGAUAUGAAUAAGACAUAGAAUAAGAUAGACAGCCUCAAAUAGAAAUAGAUAGCUACUAAGACUCCCAGAGAGAUACAGCCUCCUUGUACUUGUAUUGUGAUUACACAACCCUGAAGAGACAUACCAGCACAUGCAAUGAGACAGCCUUGGACAUACUGUGUCCUACAGAGUGACAUAGACAGAGCAGACAGACAAAUACACCUGAGACACACAACUCAGGAGAGACUUAUACUGGGACACACAGACAAGGAGAGACUCCCAGUGUGGACAGGUUAAAGCAACAUAUACUAAACAUUUAGGCUGUUAGAGACAUACAAUGUGGGGAUUAUACAGGGUGGGAAACAGGGCGAUUGAGCAAAACGUUUAACUUGAUGGACGAGUGUCUUUUGUUAACCCUGACUACUGUGUAAUAGACAGCUUAGGAGAGAGGGUGACACACAGUGUGGGCACAACAAAGACAUACAGAGUGGGAGCGACAGAGACAUAUAGUUUAGGAGACCUACAAUGAAUAAUAAAGCUCUCUAUCCAGCCUGGGAGAGAUAAAUGAACUGUUUGCUUCAUUGCCUUCAGGUUGGGUGAGAGCUGUUGAGACAUCCACUGUGACACUGGGAGAGAUACUGUAGCACAUGGAGAUGAUGUAGGGUAGAGCACAGAGACAGAGAGACACCCUGAGAGAGUAGAACAGAGACAUCAGUCUGGGAGAGGCCGACAGAUCAGCCCUAGAUACAAGAGUGAGCCAACGUGAGACAGAGCCAGCAACCGACAGAGCCAAUGUGAGGCAGAGACAGAGCUAACGUGAGACAGAGUCAGCAAGAGACAUAUACAAAGAAAUGCUGGGGUGGUGGCAGCGGGGGGAGACACAAAGCAGGUGCCAGGAGACACCCAGUGACGGGGGGAGGCUACCCAUUUGCACCAAAUAGACAGCAAGCACAAUCCUUAGAGAUUCCAGACAUUGCUAGAGUGACAGACAGACUGGAGGCAGUUGACUCCAUGAUGGAGGACACAGAAUCUUCCGGUUUGCACUCUUCGUACGACUCCAUUACGUCUGUGGGCAGCGGCUCAUCCAGCAAUCGGGAGGACACCGACUAUGUGGACUUUGACAUCUUCUUUUCAGAUGAUAUGGAGGAAGGGAGAAAAGACGAGGAGGAUUAUGGGAAAGUGACAAUGAUUCCAAACUCCCGAAUGAGCAGCGCCGACCACCCGGUCUUGAUACGGCUGGAGAAUGAGUACCAAGCUCGGCGGUCUCUCUGGCAGCAGAGGUCUGGGCAGUACCCUGAGGAGAUAGUGGGGAGGAUCUCGUGUCCCAGUCAAAACAACCCCACAAGCCGUCACACGCCAGUUGGCAGCACGAGGCAGUUGCCACAACAGAAACUCUUUGUCUGCUCAGAGGAGGCCAAUAUAGAGGCCCCACAUGGACUCAAAAGGCAAUGGAAAAGAGAGGCGGAAAUGUCAUCUGACUGGUGGCAGGAAAAUAAUGUGCCAAUGACAGAAGGGGACAAGAUAUUUGCACAGAAGUGUCGGGAACUUCAGGGAUUUAUAAAACCUCUGACAAAUCUUCUAAACGGACUUAAAAAAGGACGUUAUGAUAAAGGCCUGAGCAGCUUCCAGCAGAGUGUGGCUAUGGAUCGAAUACAGAGGAUCGUGGGGGUUCUGCAGAAGCCACAAAUGGGGGAGCGGUAUUUGGCCACGUUGCUACAGGUGGAAAUGAUGCUCAAGAUUUGGUUUCCAGGUGUCACCAGCUCUUCCUCUUCAUCGUCCUCCUCUUCAGACUUCGACAUGGAGGAACCUCUGUAUAAGAUGGCCAAGCAUCCUGAUGCCAGCAGUGGAGCAGCAAGCAGCUGCCAAUCAAAGGAGUUCCCUUCUCCAAGCAAUACGUAUGUAGCAAAGCCAGCAGGGAACCCAGCGGCCUCUCAUUUGGACUCAAAUUUCACCUGCUGCAAAGAAAGGGGUCAGGUGGUGGGGGAGUUGCCUACAAUGAACUUGUCCUGGAUGCACACCGCUCCUAUCUGCAACCCUUCCCUCAGUCAGGCCGACCUUCAUCAUCUCAACAGCGCCUUGGGCCAGAACGUUUUUGGACCCAACGCUAACAACUAUGGCAUUAUCUUAUUUCUGCAUAAUGACUUGGCCACUUCCUCUCCGUUGCCCCGAUCUAAUUCGGCGGUGCUGGAAGAGAAGCUGGCAUCUGUAAUUAGUCAACAUCUAGGGGGAGAGGAGACCAGAGUAGAGAGACCUCUACGGUGCAAAAGUGCUCCCACCGUGGCACCCUUUUCUGUUCGGCCCGGCCUGGUAGACCACUCGUAGUCACGUGCUCCUUUAUUUGCACUCACAGAACUGCUGAGGAGAACUCUUCAAUGGCACAGGAGCAUAUCAGUAAGAACUUCUCCCUGUUUGUCCUGCUUCGGCCUUGGAAACAGGCACCUGUUUGAAGAGAGAAGGAGCCGGAGCAUCAUGGAUCACCCCCUUGCCAAGAAGAGUGAAUGAGACGACAGACGCAAAUGUUAAAGAAACCAAAAGCAUUAUUAUAUUGGGCUUCCCUCCUGCUGCCAAAGCCAUAUAUGAUGGUGGUGGCACCUGGACCUUUCAGUAGGAAAGUGCAACCUGUGACCCUUCAGCUGUUCAAGUUCAAGAGGGGCCUCUUUAAAAACAACUCCCACAACUGCUGACACUUCUUUUUUUAUUGGUGGGGCAGGAGGUUAUACUUUAACAACAACACAUGGCCGAGCCAAGUUAGCAAAAAGCAGAGCACCAAGCCGCCCUCAUCCCGCACACACACACACCUGCACUUGGUCUAUUCGAAUGGGCUUCAGAGGGGGGAGGCAGUAGUUCUGUGCGGGCCAGGAGGGGGGAGGCAGGACUUGGUAUGGCCGACCUCUUCAGGAACUAGGGGCAGCCAGGGAGAAGAGGUACAUGCUUGGUGCCCUUUAACUUUGCGCCUUAGGUACAUGCCUUGUCUGUCUACUCCUAGUUGCAUCCCUGGUGCCACAACUUGGGCAGCAUAGAUACAGUGUUACUGCCUCCGCCCUAUCCUCAUACCCUGCGUUCCCACAAUGCCAAGCCAGAGGCUCAUCUCCCCAUUGCUAUAAUGACAAUAUCUGUGCAAUAAAGAGAUCAAAUCAUCAUGCAUUGUGUCCACCUUCCCCCAGCUCAUUGUGAUUCCCAUUAUUAGAGAUGUCCGGCACCGUUGUGCCUUCUAGGCUUCUUUGCCAGCCGCCUCACAUUCAUUUGCCCUUUCACUGGGUACCCCCCCCCCCAAAAAAGAUACAUAUUGCCAUUACACAUUGUAGGCUUGGAGCCCACAGUUAAAGAUAUUUUACUUUGCACUUGAUGGUCCUACAGGCAUGUAUGAAUGAUUAAACCCUGCCAAGGUUGCGGGUGCCUUCAAGAGGCCCUUCAGAUAAAGACUAAACAUUCAGUUGCUCCACACAGAUCAUCCUCUCGGUUUGAAGACUUUACUACAGUGUCAAGUUUUGUACUUUACAAAGGAGCAUCUUAAUGAUAUUUAUUGUUAUUUCAUGAGCUUCACAUCUGAUUUGUUGCAAUUCUGUGGUUCUCCUGGUUCAUGCCGUAGUAACUCUGUACCCUUGCAUUAGCCAGCAGAAUUGGGCUUCGUACAAGCUAUGAGCAAACUUUGGAUGAGGUUCUCGCUGAAUUGUGCUUAGCUUGAGUAACCCAAGGGAGUCCUACCAGCUAUGGAGAAUGUACCGGCUUUACUGUCAAACCACACCCCACUUGGCUUUGGGGGUUAUAUAUAUAUAUAUAUAUAUAUAUAUAUAUAGUAGGAACCUUGUGGGAAUCUGAGCCAAUGACACCUUCAUGCACACUAGAAGGAAGGUGUAUUUAGUAUUAUUUAUAAGAGACAAAUCCAGAGAGAAAGGGUUAUGCUGACCUUCAAUUAGAAAGCAUGCCAUCUUACACAUACGUUUCAAAAAAAGAAGAAAACUGUACAUUUCUGCAUAUCGAGGCCUCUCAAUUUUCAAUUCUGCGAUAGUUCCCCUUUAACAAGUGAUAUAGCGAUUCUUUAUAUAUCGCUUGUGAGCAAAGCCCUUCCAGUGGAGCUUAUCCAUUAAAUAAAAAGUAAACCCUUGUUUCUCCCGUUGUACAGACUGUAUCAUCGAGAAUAACCCAGGCCAAGGACGGGAGGGAAAGGGAACAAAUUGCACUAUGCACUUAGAAUAUCUAUGCAUUUUUUUUCUACUAUGCGAAUAGUAUGGACUUUAUUCUAAGUGCAAUAAAAUGGGCAAGCAUUUAAGAGUUAAAGCCAUUCAAUGAGUGUGAUGUUACCGCUAUCAUUUGUAAUAAAGGAGACUCCAUUGUUUACAACCA